Thecamonas trahens ATCC 50062 is the source of this 2442-nucleotide messenger RNA. RefSeq names its product ankyrin. Gene Ontology annotation, cellular component: nucleus; cytoplasm. The record is from RefSeq and is a predicted model, not a curated record. Lineage: Eukaryota; Apusomonadida; Apusomonadidae. The transcript is spliced from 2 exons. The coding region runs from base 1 to 2442 and encodes 813 amino acids. Gene Ontology annotation, molecular function: protein binding.
AUGGGAAGGAUAGGGGCAAAAGCUGGGGACAAGGCGCGUGUGCGCAAGUGGCUCAAGCGUGGAGCUGGGGUCAAUGCCCGCAACAAGGCCGGGUGGACAGCACUGAUGUACGCCGCCAAGGGCCACCACAACGAGCUGGUGGAGUACUUGGUGAGCAAGGGUGCUGAUGUCAAUGCUCUGGACAAGUACAAUGAGAGUGCUGCGGUCUGGGCCGCUACAGAGGGCCACUUUGAUACCGUGGCUCAGCUACUUGCUGCCGGCGCAGACGUCGAUGCCGCAAACGACGACGGCGAGUCGCUCCUGGCUCUGGCCGUCAUCUACGGCGACGUGCCGGCGGUUCGUGCUGUGCUUGCCGCCGGCGCUGCGGUCGAUAGCUCGGAUGCCAAGGGCUGGACUCCGCUCGUCCGUGCUAUUCGCUGCCAGUACUACGACAUGGUCCGCGAGCUGGUCCGCGCUCGCGCCUCGCUCGCUGUGACCGACGCCAAAGGCUGGACACCGCUGCACUGGGCAUCAUCGCUCGGCGACCUGCGGGCGGUUGAGUUUCUGCUCGGCGCCGGCGCUGAUCCGUCGGCGACUGCUGGGCCCGACAACGUCACGCCGUACGACGUGGCUGGCUCGCUCGAGGUCAAGCUCUUCCUCCAGGCCGGCCAUGGGCUCAAGUAUCCGUCGCUUGUUCACCGCGGCAGCAGCGGGGCCGCCAUGGCCGGCAGCGCGUAUACUGAGCUGCAGGUUGGCGGCGACGAGGCUGUUGCCGUCAAGCGGGCGCGCGACCACGCAGCGCGGGCGGCGGCGGCGCGGACGCGGGCCCAGCACGAGACCGAGCUCCUGAGCGAGCUGCACGCGUCGCUCCACGGCGCACCCGGCGGGCCUGAACGUGCGCCCGGCGGCUCAGCGCCGAUCCGCACCGGAGUCAGCGCCGAGCUGCAGGCACGGCUGGCGGCGGCGUACCGGUCGUCGUCAGCGGCACGCGAGUCGGCGCAGGUGGCGGCGUCGAGCGCGCCGGCGCCGGGUGCGGCGCUCUCGCUGGCACAGGCGGCGGCAGCCGGCCGGGUCGACGUCAUUCACCGACUGCUUGACGAGGGCCAAGCGGCCGACGAGGAGGAUCCAGCAACCGGGUGGACGCCGCUCCACUUUGCGGCCCAGGCCGGGCAUGCACCCGCGCUGCAGGCGCUCACCUCACGCGGCUUUGUCGACGUCAACCGGGUCGGCGAGCCCGGAGUGACGCCACUGCUCCUCGCGUCGGCUGCCGGCCACUGGGAGGCUGCCGACGUGCUGGUGGCGCACUCGGCGGCGCUCGACGUGUUCGACCCGAACGACGAGUGCCCGCUGCAGCAUGCAGCGCGGGCCAACAACUUUGUUAAGGUCCAGCACUUGGCCAGCCUCGGCUCGCCGGUGGACGUCAUCGACGCGCGUGGCAUGUCGCCGAUCCACUGGGCGGCUGUCCACGGCUCGCGCGACAUGGUCAAGAUGCUCCUCGGGGCCGGGCUUGGCAUCAACGACGCGGACGACGAUGGCUGGACCGUCCUUCACCACGCGGCGUACAACGAUCGCGCCAGGCUCGUGACCUGGCUCCUUCGCCACGGCGCCAAGUCCGGGGCCAAGACGGCGUCCGGCGAGCGCCCUGCUGACGUUGCCUCGGCGUCAGCCCAGCAGGCCAUCAAGAACCACAUCUACGAGUCGAAGCUCGUCCGCGCCGCCGAGGACGCCAAAGACGAGAUGGUCAAGCACCUUGUCGACGCCGUGGGUGUCGACGUCAACGCCACCAACGCCGCCGGCAACUCGGCGCUCAUGUACGCGGUCAUGUACGAGAACGUCGAGCUCACACAGUUUUUGCUCGCCCACGGCGCCGACCCCUCGGUCAUGAACACCGACGAGCGGACGCCGCUCUGGUUUGCAGCGCAGUAUGCCGAUCCACAGCUCUCGCUCCUCCUCGCCGACGCGCUGACCGCGGCCCAUGCCGCUGCCGCCAACAAGCUUGCCGCCGUUUACCUGCAGGACUAUUCACACACCGACGCUCAGACGCUCGCAUACACGUCGGACAACGACCGCGACGUCUUCGUCUACCUCCGCUCAGCACCGUCGCAGUUUGCGCCGCGCCGCGCCCGGACCGACGCCUCGCCGGCCGCCGUCGACGACUCGAUCAUGCUCCACCCGCCGCCGCGUGUCGACUUCCGCUGGUCCGCCCCGCUUGUCGACUACCUCAUGGCUGGCCGCAAGUCGAUGAACGUCAAGGACUCUGCCGGAGAGACACCGCUUUUCUACGCCGCUCGUACCGGCGACCUGGACCUUGCCCGCGAGAUGCUCCUCCGCGGCGCCGCUGCCUCUUCGGUCAACGACGCCGGCCAGACGCCUGCAAAUGUGGCCGCCGCGCCAGCCCUCGGCGACAUGCUUGCCUCGUCGGCCCGGGACCCCAUCCACGUGUGGAAGUCGAAGAGCAAGUGA